GAUAAAUCCAGCCUUUUUCUUCUUCCAACUUUUUUUUUUUAAAAAUAAAUGGCACAUUCGAAACGCAAAGCAGAAUACGAAGUUCCGAUCGUCGAUGAGAACGAUCUUUUAAAGCUCACACCGCUUGGAGCUGGUAAUGAAGUCGGCCGAUCGUCAAUCUUGUUAGAAUACAAAGGCAAAACCAUUUUGCUUGAUGCUGGUAUCCAUCCGGCGUACAGUGGUUUGGCGUCUCUACCUUUUUUUGAUGAAAUGGACCCUGGAAGUAUCGACGUACUUUUGGUCACUCAUUUCCAUGUCGACCACGCUGCUGCGGUGCCCUACCUUAUGGAACGGACAUCUUUCAAAGGUCGAGUCUUCAUGACCCAUCCUACGAAAGCUAUUUACAAGUGGUUGUUGAGCGAUUACGUACGAGUGAGCAACAUUGGUGAUGAAGAUCAAUUGUAUAGCGAAGAGGACUUGAUCAAUUCUUUCCAACGUAUUGAAGCUGUGGACUAUCAUCAACAAGUCGAAGUCGAAGGCAUUAAAUUCACAUCUUUCAAUGCUGGACACGUACUUGGUGCCGCCAUGUUCUUGAUUGAAAUUGCCGGUGUCAAGGUGUUGUAUACAGGAGACUAUUCUCGGGAAGAAGACCGGCAUUUGAUGGCUGCGGAAAAGCCUGAAGGAUCCGUGGAUGUCUUGAUUACAGAAAGCACGUAUGGUGUGCAAUCACACGAGCCUCGCUUAGCCAAAGAACUGCGGUUUACGUCCUUGAUUCAUGAUAUCGUUGGCCGAGGAGGCCGGUGCUUGAUGCCAGUGUUUGCAUUGGGUCGUGCUCAAGAGUUGUUGCUUAUUCUCGAUGAAUAUUGGGAUGCACAUCCAGAACUUGACAGCAUCCCCAUUUAUUACGCGUCAAGUUUGGCCAAAAAGUGUAUGGCCGUCUAUCAAACAUAUAUCAACAUGAUGAACACAAGAAUUCGGAAACAAUUUGCCAUUUCGAAUCCCUUUAUAUUCAAACACAUCAGUAACUUGCGAAAUGUCGAGCAGUUUGAAGACUCAGGGCCGUGUGUGAUGAUGGCCAGUCCAGGCAUGUUACAGAACGGCUUGUCACGAGAGUUAUUUGAACGAUGGGCACCUGAUAAAAAGAACGGAUUGGUUAUUACGGGUUACUGUGUAGAGAAUACAUUAGCGCGCCAAGCGAUGAAUGAACCACAAGAUUUCACUGCUAUGGACGGACGUAAAGUUCCAUUAAGGAUGUCGGUUGAUUAUAUCUCCUUCUCUGCCCACGUCGACUUUACUCAAAACAGCAAGUUUAUUGAGGAAGUAAAGGCUCCACACGUUGUACUCGUGCACGGUGAAGCCAAUGCCAUGUUCCGUUUGAAAUCAGCACUACAAAGUCGAUUCUCAGAACGCGAAGAAAACGUCAAAGUGUACACACCCAAGAACUGCGAAACUGUCAAACUCCAUUUCCGUGGUGAAAAGAUGGCUAAGACAAUCGGUACCCUGGCUGCUAAAUACCCAACCGAAAACGAACCGCUAACUGGUAUUCUCGUUGCAAAGGAUUUCCAACUCAACAUCAUGACGCCAGAGGACCUUAGCGAGCUUGGUGGUCUGAUCACUACUGUCGUAACACAGCGACAAGUCGUCCCCUUCAAUGCUGGUAUCAGCCUUCUCAAGUGGCAUCUUGAAAUGAUGUUUGGCACAAUCACUGAAUCAGCACUUGAGAAGGUUGGCAAAUCAGGCGAAAAAGGCACAGUUUUACGCGUGUUUGAUACCAUCGAUAUCAAACAGUUGGAGGGUCGAACAAACCUGCUGACAUUGGAGUGGAUUGGAAAUGCAAUGAAUGAUAUGGUAGCAGACUCCGUUCUUGCUGUUAUCUUGUCGGUCGAUAGCUCACCCGCUAGUGUAAAAGCAAGCACGCAUCCUUGCUCACACAGCCAUGGUACGGUUGAUGCUGAAAUGGGAUUGGAGCACGACAAGGUUCAACAAGAAGUCGACUCGAACUUCCACGACGUCGUAGCCUUCUUGAAGGAGCAAUUUGGUGAAGUGGAUACAAAUGAAAAGGAACACAAGGCAACGGUGAACGUCGAUGGCUCACAAGCCACGGUUGAUGCUAUCAAAUUUAGUGUCGAAUCCGAAAAUGAAACAUUACUGAAGCGCGUGAAUGAUGUCAUGCAGCGCAUUAAGAUGGCGAUCCAGCCUAUCCCAACCUUUUAGUUCUAUAAAGUAGCAAGCCAUUAUUUCUUGUCUCAUCACAUUCUGUAUAUAUUUUUUAAAGGCAAAAGAAAUCCAUUUUAUAAAGUUUCAAAGUAGUGG
This is a messenger RNA of Zychaea mexicana, 2292 nucleotides long. Its product is annotated as beta-lactamase-like protein. Gene Ontology annotation, biological process: mRNA 3'-end processing by stem-loop binding and cleavage. Gene Ontology annotation, cellular component: mRNA cleavage and polyadenylation specificity factor complex. Gene Ontology annotation, molecular function: RNA binding; RNA endonuclease activity; 5'-3' exonuclease activity. NCBI's taxonomy places the organism in Eukaryota, Fungi, Mucoromycota, Mucoromycetes, Mucorales, Lichtheimiaceae. The record is from RefSeq and is a predicted model, not a curated record. The transcript is spliced from 12 exons. Bases 49 to 2193 code for a protein of 714 amino acids.